Messenger RNA from Acanthosepion pharaonis, 618 nucleotides. The record is from the annotation of a GenBank genome assembly. NCBI's taxonomy places the organism in Eukaryota, Metazoa, Mollusca, Cephalopoda, Sepiida, Sepiidae.
AUGUCUAUCCGAGCCAUCAGGAUUGGUCAUCUUGCUUAUGGGCAAAACGUAUGGCAGUAUGCUCUGCAGGCAAAUAUGGCAGCAGCAGCAGAAGCAUCAGAGCUGAGUUUGAAUGAUCAUCCAGUUGAUGACUUUUCAGCCAACGAAAUGGUCUGCCUUGAAUCAGAACACAUGGUAGAUCAAUGGAAAUGCCACUUUGAUAAGUAUGAUAUUUUAGGAAAAGGAGAGAUCAGUAAGCAAGAUUUCCAAGAAUUGAUGGUUGAUCCCCAAUUUCAAGAAGAAAUUCCAUCAUACAAAUUGGAUGCCCUUGGAUCAAAAAUUAGCACUAUGGAUCACCAAACCCUUUCUUACCAGGAAUUCAUCAAUAUAAUGAGCAACAAACGUAACCCAAGCUUCCGCCUUGCUGUACAGAGCAGAGAGGGUAUUGAAGGUUGGAAUGACAAUUUUGUCUACCUGCAAAGCCGAAAGGAGACACGUUUUAGGAGAAUGGUACGCAAAGUUGCAAAGGAGUUUCUCACUGAUGAACUUGACAGGCAAUAUUACUCUGACCGCUACAGCUGCUGGCCACCACCAUUGUUUUUACCUGUGGUCACCUUGAUGGAGGUCAGUCCAUAUUAA